Molecule: messenger RNA, 675 nt
Organism: Chaetomium globosum CBS 148.51
Lineage: Eukaryota; Fungi; Ascomycota; Sordariomycetes; Sordariales; Chaetomiaceae
Exons: 3
Coding region: 1-675 (224 amino acids)
Biological process (GO): mycotoxin biosynthetic process
Source: RefSeq, a predicted model, not a curated record
AUGGCGCCAAGAGACGAUUAUGAGGCCGUCCCUUUGGACGACGAGAAACCAUCCGAGGCAGGUUCCUGGGAAACAAGACCAAGCGCCGAUGAGGCAUACCGGAUACAGGAGGCACGAAAGACAGCCAACCACUGGCUAUGGAUCGGGCACAUCGCGUUGCUCUCCAUAUCAACAACCCUCUUCACCCUCGCCACCUGCAUGAGGUAUGCGAAGCCCUCCAGUCUGGCCGUCACCACGCAAUACUCCACAUACUUCGGCGACAUGUCCAUCACCCUCGAGGAGGUCACCCGCCUCGGCCUCUCGCCGGACUCGCUCAAGAUCACGGACCCCAAGACGGGCCGGGUUGGCUACCGCGCCGCCAUCGAGGUUUUCCACCAGCUGCACUGCCUCAACCUGCUGCGGCAGUUCUCGUAUAAGGAGUACUACGCGACGGAGGGCGGGGAUAUUGAUGCGCCGGCGGCGGAUGUGAGGGGGCAUGUUGACCACUGCAUCGAGACGCUGCGCAUGAAUUUGAUGUGCCAGGCGGAUAUCGGCGUGUUUACCUUCAAGGUGUAUCCGGAGCUGGGUGAUGAUGACCCGUGGCCGGACUUUUCGACGCUGCAUACGUGCAGGAACUUUGAGGGCAUCCGGGACUGGGCGCGCGGCAGGGCCGUGACCUGGGAUGAUAAUGCGUAA